Molecule: messenger RNA, 849 nt
Organism: Balaenoptera acutorostrata (minke whale)
Lineage: Eukaryota; Metazoa; Chordata; Mammalia; Artiodactyla; Balaenopteridae
Product: ester hydrolase C11orf54-like
Exons: 4
Coding region: 1-849 (282 amino acids)
Cellular component (GO): nucleus
Molecular function (GO): hydrolase activity, acting on ester bonds; zinc ion binding
Source: RefSeq, a predicted model, not a curated record
AUGGCCACCAAGGGCGCAGCUGCACAGCCGGGGCGCUGGGAGCCGAGGCGCAAGGCCGGCCCGCAAGCACGGGAAUUCCAGCUGAGCCAGAGAGACGUGUGCCGAGUAACUUCAGCUGCCAUUUCUGUGGUGCUCUCCAUCACCGGGGCCCUGCCAAGAUCUCCACGGUGUCCGUUUCUUUCAUCCUCACAGCAGCGCACGCUUUACACAGAUGAAGAUUUGGCACCAAAUGCGCCCAAGGUCACCAGCCCAGACGUGGAGGAAGCGGGCAGUUUGGAUCUGGAAUUUGUGCUCUCAAGCAUCGUGCUAGCUAGAGCCGCAGGUGGCGUGAGGGCUGGCGGUCACCGAGCAGUGGCCACCGGCCUUCUGCAGAAGGGGCUAACGGAUACCUUUGCUGAUGUCCAGGUCUCUGUAGUUGAUUGCCCUAAUUUGACUGAGGAGCCAUUUACCUUUCCCGUAAAAGGUAUCUGUGGGAAAACUAGAAUUGCAGAAGUAGGAGGUGUGCCUUACUUAUUGCCUCUUAUAAAUAAAAAAAAAGUUUAUGAUCUAAAUAAAAUCGCAAAAGAAAUCCAGCUUCUUGGAGCUUUUGUUCUGGGAGCAGGAGCAGGCCCAUUUCAGACUCUUGGAUUCAAUUCUGAGUUUAUGCCAGUCAUUGAGGUGAAAGCCAAAAGAAGAAUUGGAAAACUUAACUUUGUGACUUGUAUGAGGCAGACUCUUGAAAAACAUUAUGGAGAUAAGCCUGUAGGAAUGGGAGGUACUUUCGUGAUUCAGAAGGGAAAAGUGAAGACUCACAUUAUGCCGGCAGAAUUUUCUUCCUGCCCAUUGAACUCUGAUGCUCUGUCACAUUGA